Molecule: messenger RNA, 4919 nt
Organism: Coccinella septempunctata (seven-spotted ladybird)
Lineage: Eukaryota; Metazoa; Arthropoda; Insecta; Coleoptera; Coccinellidae
Gene: svr
Product: carboxypeptidase D
Exons: 17
Coding region: 197-4459 (1420 amino acids)
Biological process (GO): proteolysis
Molecular function (GO): zinc ion binding; metallocarboxypeptidase activity
Source: RefSeq, a predicted model, not a curated record
UCUCAUACCCAACUUUCCCGUUUCAGAUUUUAACAUUUUCCUCCUCACCCAGUCCCCCCAAGUUCAUAUUUUCAUUGCAAUUUACUAUCAUUAAGCAAUCUAAUCAGAUUACACCGAAUUACAACUAAGUGGGUUGUUAGUUGCGCGGCUUUGAUAUAGUUUAUAUCAGGAAUGAACCUGUUGUUGUGAUCAAAAAAUGUUUUUCCAAUAUGUUCUUCCAGUUCUGAUUUUGUGCAAUAUUUGUUUAUGUUUACCAACUCGCGAAAAUGACCUGGAAGGAAUAAAACACGACGUGAACGAGUAUUUUCUACAAAACCCCAGAUAUAUUGAUUAUGAUGAGCUGACGAACCUUUUCAAAAAGUUGGAAACUGAACAUUCUGACAUAGCUAAGUUGAUGUCUGUUGGGAGAUCAGUGGAAAAUCGAGAACUAUGGGUAUUGGAGAUACAUGCUAAUGUCGGAAAUCGCAGUCUUUUAACACCAAUGUUCAAAUAUGUUGCGAAUAUGCAUGGAGAUGAAACUGUAGGAAGACAGUUGAUGAUAUAUCUUGCCCAGUAUCUCAUUUACAAUUAUGGGAAAGAUGAUAGGGUAACAAGGCUCGUGAAUACUACAGAUAUAUACUUGAUGCCUUCAAUGAAUCCAGAUGGCUAUGAAAAUUCAUUGGAGGGCCAUUGUGAUUCUCGUGCUAAAUAUCUUGGAAGAAACAAUGAGAAUGGAUUUGAUUUGAACCGUGACUUUCCUGACCAAUUCAAUAAAUCUUUAACACAAGGUACAAUAUUAGCCGGGAGACAACCAGAAACUGUUGCUAUGAUGACAUGGAUCUUAUCCAGGCCAUUUGUUUUAUCCGGUAAUUUGCAUUCUGGAGCGGUUGUAGCUAGUUAUCCAUAUGAUAAUUCCAAUACAGGCAGGCAAUGUUGCAAAGAAAGUAAAUCUCCAGACGAUAAAUUAUUUAAAAGGCUUGCUUCCCUUUAUGCUCAAAACCAUCCGAUUAUGAAAUCUGGAAAUGGUUGCCCUCAGGAGCACUUUGAGGACGGAAUUACCAAUGGGGCCUUUUGGUAUGAACUUCAGGGUGGCAUGCAAGAUUUCAACUACGUUCAUUCGAACUGUUUCGAAGUUACGUUCGAAUUGACGUGUUGCAAAUUCCCUUCCGCAACAACAUUGCCGAAAGAAUGGCAACUGAACAAAGAACCUCUGUUAAAAUAUAUGGAAGCCACCCAUUGGGGAGUCAAGGGUAUUGUCACAGAUACCGAAGGUACACCGGUACUCGAUGCCGACGUACAAGUCAUUGGAAUCGAGCACAACGUUACCACCUCGAAUCGGGGUGAAUAUUGGAGACUUCUUCUGCCUGGAACAUACGAGAUAGUUUCGUCAGCUUAUGGAUACGAACCGUCCAAAAGAGCGAGAAUAACUGUAGUGGAGGGCAAAACAACGAGACAGGAUCUUGUGCUCAAAAGAUCUGUUCCUAUAGAAGGCGAAUAUAAGAAACUGAUCGAAGACACCAAAGAAGUCUACGAUAAGUACGGUUUCAUGAUAUCUGACGAUUCCGUCUUCAAACAUCAUCAUUACUCCGACAUGGAGAAAUUCAUGAAGAAGUUCAACAAGACAUACGCGAACAUCACCAAUAUGUAUUCGAUCGGAAAGACCGUACAAGGAAGGGAGAUGUGGGUUUUCGUGGUCAGCAGCACACCGUUCAAACACGUACCAGGCAAGCCGGAAUUCAAAUACGUCGCGAACAUGCACGGAAAUGAGGUGGUGGGCAGGGAAAUUCUUCUGUUGUUGAUAAAAUACCUUUGCGAAAGGUACGGAACCGAUGAUCGGAUAACCCAGUUGUUGGACACCACCAGAAUCCAUCUGAUGCCUAGUAUGAACCCUGAUGGAUACGAAAUAUCCAGAGAAGGUGACUCUUCGAGCGCAAGGGGACGAGGAAAUGCCCAUGGUGUGGAUCUGAACAGAAAUUUCCCCGAUCAGUAUAUAGUCAACGAGUUCAACAGGGUGAUAGAGCCGGAAACGAAGAAUGUGAUGGACUGGAUGCUCUCCGAGCAUUUCGUACUGUCAGCAAACCUCCACAACGGGGCCCUGGUGGCCAAUUAUCCUUACGAUGAUACCCCUGAUCUGAAGCAGUACAAGAAUCCGACUCCAGAUGACGCUGUUUUCAAACAUCUAGCUCUGACUUAUUCCAAUGCUCACAGGACAAUGCACGAUGGAAAACCUUGUCCGAUGUUCCCCAAGGAAAAAUUCGUAAACGGUAUAACAAACGGUGCUGAAUGGUAUGUGGUCACCGGUGGUAUGCAAGAUUGGAACUACAUGGUGGGUGGUUGCAUGGAAAUCACGUUGGAACUUGGUUGUUAUAAAUAUCCCACCGCUGAUAAAUUACCCGAGUACUGGUUGGAUAACAGGGAAGCUCUCAUAACCUACAUGGAGGAAGUCCAUAAGGGAAUUCAUGGUUUCGUUAGAAGCACAAUCGGUCAACCUAUACCUCGUGCAGAAAUAAUGAUAGAGGGAAUUUCCCAUUUUGUGAAGACCGGUAAAGAUGGGGAUUACUGGAGGAUCUUACUGCCUGGAAUCUACAAUAUUACGGUCACUGCAAGAGGGUACGAGAGUUACACACAGCAAGUUAUUGUCCCAAGUUCCGGCAGUAUCAGUUACAACGUGACCCUCCUGAAGAACGACGGGGCCCACUGGGCCAACGCCUACGAUUUCGACAACCUAAAGAACCAGUAUCAUCCGAAGUACCACGCCAAUAGCGAGAUCUACGAGAUCAUGGGCAAAUUGGAGAACAUGUAUCCGGAUUAUGCCAGUUUUCAGAGUGAGAGCGAGGUGUCGAUGGCCAUCCACAGGCUGAAGGUGACAAAUGAGGUGGAAUCUGCGGAUGACAACAAAUUCAAGGUAGCGGUGAUUGGGAAUCUCUACGCUACCCAGCCUUUAGGACGCGAGUUAGGGAUCUACAUAGCGCGCCAUCUUCUGGCCGGUCUCAAGGUGGGAAACCCGACAAUCAAGAGGAUUUUGAACGAUACAGUCGUUUACAUAGUUCCAGUCAUCGAUAAGGCUUUCGAACAAGUCUGGGGCGAUUACCAGAGGGAAUCCAGCGGGGUUAAAGUACCUGAUAACUACGUGUGUAAUAAUAUAACGGCUGAUUUCAAACAAGUCGGCGAUCAGAUCAUGAAUUUCGGCAAGGGUAGGGUCAAUAGCAUAGCAGCGUCAAAGAGCCUGGCCAACGCUUUCAAGAGAAUGUUGAUCGAGGAAAAAUUCGACUUGGUUUUGAACAUCGAAGGUGGUGGUAGUGGCAUGAUAUAUCCAAAAUUGAAGGAUUCCCUGAACCCCUACAAGAAAUUCUACGACGCUUACACUUAUCAAUACAAACCGUCCAUUUUAUGUGGCAACGACUUCACCGGAACUCAGGAAACGUUAACCGACUAUCUGUACCAUGAGUACGACACACCAAUCUUGACGGCUAAAGUUAGUUGUUGUGCUUAUCCAGCCGUUGAGAACUUGCCUUACAUCUGGAGGGAAGUUAUCUUCCCGGUUAUGGAUAUCUUAGAGCUGGCAUCUUCAGGUGUUCAAGGUCACGUACAAGAUGACAGAAAGAAACCGAUGACAAAUGCCACUGUCAAAGUCCAAGGUUUGAAUAAAACAUUUGAAGUGACGAAAGUCAAGGCCGACUUUAAUAUUAUGCUGCCUCCCGGCAAAUACGUGCUCGAGGUCAACUGUCACAAUUACAAAACUGCCUUUAUCAAUGUCGUUAUAACCAAGCAAAAACUACACUUGCCCGUUACUUUAGUCAGAGGUGAUCUCAACGUUGGUGUAGCUGUACCGGUUUUGAGCAAAACUGAUAAAAUAGAGAAUAACAUCCUUCGAGAACCUUUGUAUUUGAACGGAGUGAAAAGCAACGGUUUGAGAGGUUACGUGAGGGAUAAUUUCGGUCAUCCUGUACCAAAGGCUGUGAUACACGUCGUAGAAAACAACUUAACAGUAUUAUCGGAUGAGGAAGGGAAGUACGCUUUACCCCUGGAGGUGAACAGGUAUACCAUAAACAUAUCGGCUGUGGGUUAUCACCGAUUGACCAAGUACCUGAGCGUUGACGAUCUGAACGGGGUACCCGACGUGGUUAUGUUCACUCUAAUCAAGAAUUCCAGUGUUAUGGGCUUGCCGAGGAUUGUUUUCGUCUUGGUGUUAGGUUUUGGUACAGUUUUGCUGGUGGCAUCUGUGAUUUUCUGUUAUAUGACGUGUAAGAAGAAGAACGAAUAUUGGCUACUGAACACAAGCGGGUAUUUCGAAGAUUACAAGGAUUAUGACGAGAGUAAGGAGAAUGAAUUGUUCCGAAGACCAAUUGAACGUAAACCGGUGAUAGUUAGGCCUUACUUUGAUGAAGACGAUGAUGAGGAGGGAGAGUAUGAGCGUGUGGACAGGGAUUUACCAUCAUCGUCGGACGAUGAAGAUGACAUUGUUUUACUGAGUAAAUGAUAGUGACUCAGAUGUGAAAAGUACGGAAAUGAGUCGAAGAGUCGAAUUCUCAGAUUGAUCUGUGAGUAGUAUUCAGAUAACCAAAGUAGUAAUUGAUAUAGAGUUAACGUAACAGAUCAUUCCAAAUUUUACAUCAUGAAUUUUACAUCAUUGAUUUUAUACUCAAAACAUUCCUUAUCUCAUUCGGGAUCUCUUCCAUUUGUUUGUUUCCUAUAAAUUCUUAUAUUAUGCACUACGAUUUCAAAGUGUCGUUUAUUUUUUUACCUCUCGAUUUUAUCUUUUUGAAAUAUUUGAAUUAAUAUUUUUAUACUUAUUUAACUUAAUUUUGAGUGUUAUCAGUUACGAAUCGAGUGUUCGUUUUAAUGCAAUAUGAUAGUUUUAAUGAAUAAUGUUGAAUUUUAUGUAUAUCACUCGAAUUGUUUGAAGAAUUAAAAUAAAACUAAACUCUCAACAAUUUUCA